GCGGGGGAGUUAGGGAGGGAAUCCUGACCGCUGCAGCGUCUGCACAGCUGUUAAGUUUAUGGGACCCUUAGGAAUGUAGGGAGUGCUGACACUUCACCUGCGGCGACUGCGGGGUCUGCCCCGGGAGAAAGGAAGAGCGGGGAAAGUACUCCUCCUGGGGGCGCUGGGUCCGGGCUGCUGAGGCAGCUGCCGCAGCGCGGGGAAAGAGCUGCAGCCUCAGCAGCCUCAGCUGUGGCCGCGAUUGUCCCCCUGGGACUCGCAGCAGCCAGGCGGGUACGCUUCGGGCGGGCUCUUUCUGUCCGAAACCCAAACCCCGCAACUCCGAGCCGAGGGCAGGAGCAGCCGCGGGGCUUUUUGGUCCAGGGCGAGUGGGAUCCAACGCGCUGCCCGCCGCCAUGGAGCCCGGGCCGUCCGGAGGCUCCAGGCCCGCGGAGCCGGGGCCUUGCCUGCACGGCCCAGGCGGCGCCUGCCAGGAGACCUCGGCCUACUCGCUGAGCCCGUCCGGGGCCGGGCUGGGGUUCGGCGUGGCGGCCGUGUUGCCAGCUGGGGGUUGCGGGGAGAGGAUGGGCGUCCCCACCCCGAAGCAGUUCUGCCCCAUCCUGGAGAGGCCGCUCAUCAGCUACACCCUGCAGACCCUGGAGAGAGUAUCUUGGAUAAAGGACAUUGUCGUGGCAGUAACUAGAGAGAACAUGGAAGCAAUGGAUGGUAUUAUCCAGAGGUACCAGCAUAAACGCAUUUCGCUAGUUGAAUCUGGAGUGACCCGCCAUAGGUCAAUUUUCAAUGGACUAAAAGCACUGGCAGUGGAUGGGUCCAAAUCUAAGCUCUCUAAGCCAGAAGUAGUGAUUAUCCAUGAUGCUGUGAGACCAUUUGUUGAGGAAGAUGUCCUCCUUAAAGUUGUGAGAGCUGCUAAAGAACACGGGGCAGCAGGAGCAAUUCGACCUCUUGUAUCUACUGUCAUCAGUCCAUCUGCUGAUGGUUGCUUAGACCACUCACUAGAACGUGCCAGAUACAAAGCAAGUGAAAUGCCACAGGCGUUUCUAUUUGAUGUGAUCUAUGAAGCAUACCAUCAGUGUAGUGACUAUGACCUGGAAUUUGGAACUGAGUGCUUGCAGUUGGCUCUAAAAUACUGUCACACCAAAGCCAAACUGGUAGAAGGAUCUCCUGAUCUCUGGAAGGUGACCUACAAACGAGAUCUGUAUGCGGCUGAAUCAAUUAUUAAGGAAAGGAUUUCACAGCAGAUUUGUGUAGUUAUGGACACAAAAAGUGAUGAAGAACAUGUAGGUCGUCUUCAAGAAAUGCUAAAAAAUGAAUUAAAACAUGUAAAUGUCACAUCCAGGCCACUGUGUCAUGCUAGCAGAGAUCUUCAGCAAAUCACCUUAGGACAAUGCUACGAUUUUGUUUGUAUAAACGUUAUGAACUUUGAUUUUCAAGAAACCCGGAAGUUACUGUGUAUGCUCGAAGAGAGUCAUCUUUCCAUUUUAUACCCUGUUGUUGUGGUUUCGGUGAACUUCCUUGAUUAUAAUUCAGUACCUUUUGGUGAGAAAAUGGAAAACCUAUUGCAGAUUAGGGAAUUUGCAAAGGAAGUGAAAAAAAGAAAUAUUUUAUUAUAUGGCCUCCUCAUAUAUUACCCACAGGAUGAGCUUAAGCUACAGGAGAGUUUAAGGCAAGGUGCUGCCAUUAUUGCUGCCUUAAUGAAAGAAAGAAAUUCUGGACUUGUUGGUCAGCUACUGGUAGCAUGAAGUACCUGGAGAAAAUAACCUGCUGUGAUUUUUGAAACAUUUACCUAAGUAUCUCUCUCUCUCUUUUUUUUUAAUUUUGUAUGUAGUAGGAUGUUUAAGUUACCUUUUAUGUCUUUUUAUAAUUUGUGGCAUGUGAUGACUAGAUUACAAAAUCCGAUCAAUGUUUACACCUGUCAAAGAUUUUGCCUUUGUAUACUUCAAAUACAAAUCACCUGCACCCGAAAAGAAUAGAUAAGUGGGAAAUAAUAGUUUUCACAUAUAGAGCCUUUUCACAAAGUCAUGAAAGGUCAAAUAGAAAUAAUGAUGGAUAAGCUAUUCCUUCUAAAGAAACGAGAAUUUAAAAAACUUCAACUGCUAUCUUAUCUCUAUGUUAAUUAAUAAAUCAUGCUAGAAUGAAGCUAAUGGAUAAAGUUGAGAAUGAUUCUUAAUUCCAAAGUUAUCCUUUCAUCGUGUGGUAUUUUGUAUUAUAUUGGAAUUUUUCAUAUCUUAAAAAAAAGAAAGUUGAUAACAAAAAAUACAACUAUUUGGUUUCAAUAUCUUCUCCAUCGGCCUCAUGUCACCUUAGAUCUUUAAAGGAGAUGUAAUCCCUUUCUGCUUUUCUAUUGUUUUUAAAUUGCAUGUUUUCUUUGGUUUAUGGAGUAUAACUUUGACUUACAUAAUUUUAAAGGGCCUCUGAUUUUUCUGAAUAAGUUUUAAAGGAAGCUGGGAAGCUGGGUGGAAGCUAUUGAUAAAAUUGAAGUUAUUUUGGUUAA
Loxodonta africana (African savanna elephant) is the source of this 2491-nucleotide messenger RNA. RefSeq names its product CDP-L-ribitol pyrophosphorylase A (gene CRPPA). The transcript is spliced from 10 exons. The record is from RefSeq and is a predicted model, not a curated record. Gene Ontology annotation, molecular function: D-ribitol-5-phosphate cytidylyltransferase activity. Gene Ontology annotation, cellular component: cytosol. The coding region runs from base 396 to 1739 and encodes 447 amino acids. Gene Ontology annotation, biological process: protein O-linked glycosylation via mannose; isoprenoid biosynthetic process. Lineage: Eukaryota; Metazoa; Chordata; Mammalia; Proboscidea; Elephantidae.